AUAAGUAAGCCAAGCUCAGCUAACAAAUAUAGCAGUGUCUUUCAAUUGACUCUACCAUAAAUUUCAGCCACUCUUUGUAUACCAGUUCUUCUUGGGGGUCAUGGACUCAAACCCUAGCCGGUUGAACUGCGGUCAAUUUGGAGAGAAUCAGCUGGAUCCGAAUUUCAUGAGUUUCGAUGAGUUAUCGGAAUUUCUCAUGCUCGAUUAUAGGGUUGAUGAUCAUCAGGAUUUGUCGUCGCUGAGCAUGAUAUCGCCGGAAACUUUUCAUGGUAGUGCUGCUGGUGGUGGUUCAAGUAGCGCAACAUCAAGAAUCUCCAGCACUAAUAGAAAUGCGGCUGCAGUGAAGAAUAGUAAGAUGGAGUUUAAGAGUGAAGGGGGUCAUGGCCAUAGGGUUGCGUUUAAAACGAAAUCGGAGCUGGAGAUCAUGGAUGAUGGAUUCAAGUGGAGGAAGUACGGCAAGAAGUCGGUGAAGAACAGCCCAUAUCCCAGGAAUUACUACAAGUGCUCAAGUGUAGGCUGCGAUGUAAAGAAGAGAGUAGAGAGGGACAGAGAAGACUCGAGCUAUGUGAUUACCACAUACGAGGGAAUGCACAAUCAUGAUACCCCCAAUUGUGUGCAGCUGCAUUUCAAUCCUGCAUCAUUAGUACUGGAUGUGGAUUCCAACAACAUUUGGACUACUUUACGAGCUUCUUUGCAAUCUUCUGCUUCUUCAUAGAUCCCAUCUAUUAUCUACUAGGAUAUUUCAUAAGACAACCAAAAAUUAUGUACAGUAAUAUAUAUGGCAUUGCUUUUCUUAU
Molecule: messenger RNA, 797 nt
Organism: Argentina anserina (silverweed cinquefoil)
Lineage: Eukaryota; Viridiplantae; Streptophyta; Magnoliopsida; Rosales; Rosaceae
Product: probable WRKY transcription factor 51
Exons: 3
Coding region: 101-715 (204 amino acids)
Biological process (GO): regulation of DNA-templated transcription
Molecular function (GO): sequence-specific DNA binding; DNA-binding transcription factor activity
Source: RefSeq, a predicted model, not a curated record